AUGACUCCUCACGCGCCCAGCACUGUAGCCAUGAGGAAAGAGGCUCUCGAGCUGAGAAAGACUCUGAAACCGCUGGUAGAGAAGAGAAGGCGCGCGCGCAUCAAUGACAGCCUGCACCAGCUAAAGACCCUCAUCCUCCCUCUGGUGGGAAAAGAAAAAUGCCGCUACUCGAAACUGGAGAAAGCUGAUAUUCUGGAAAUGACCGUCAGGUUCCUGACUGAUAUCCCAGCGACUCCGACAAAAGAGUCUACAGACAGCUACAGAGAAGGUUAUAAAGCGUGUCUGCAGCGAGUCUCGGCGCUGCUCCCUCACACCGGCCUGGACCGAGAAGCAGGUCUCCGGGUGAAUGAGUUCAUGCAGCGGACGAUGCUCUCCGCCAGCCCGGAGUGCCAGCACUGCUGCGGCCACAGCGCCUCGGCAACCCCGCAGCCCCAGCAGCGCCUCCGCAACCUCCAAGCUGCUCACGCCCCCAGGAGCGAAAUCCGGGCGAGCGUCAGUGCGCCGGUCUCUGGCGCCCCCGUGUGGAGACCCUGGUAG
Molecule: messenger RNA, 537 nt
Organism: Colossoma macropomum (tambaqui)
Lineage: Eukaryota; Metazoa; Chordata; Actinopteri; Characiformes; Serrasalmidae
Gene: hes2.2
Product: hes family bHLH transcription factor 2, tandem duplicate 2
Exons: 3
Coding region: 1-537 (178 amino acids)
Biological process (GO): regulation of transcription by RNA polymerase II; regulation of neurogenesis; anterior/posterior pattern specification
Cellular component (GO): nucleus
Molecular function (GO): protein dimerization activity; RNA polymerase II cis-regulatory region sequence-specific DNA binding; DNA-binding transcription factor activity, RNA polymerase II-specific
Source: RefSeq, a predicted model, not a curated record